This is a messenger RNA of Drosophila rhopaloa, 2866 nucleotides long. RefSeq lists its product as uncharacterized. Bases 647 to 1972 code for a protein of 441 amino acids. NCBI's taxonomy places the organism in Eukaryota, Metazoa, Arthropoda, Insecta, Diptera, Drosophilidae. The transcript has a single exon. The record is from RefSeq and is a predicted model, not a curated record.
AUUUAGAUCUGGAUUAUUUCCUUGGAUUAAUUCUUUUCGUUUAAAUACAAAAUAAAAUUACGAAUCGCUUGAUAACCUUACCAACAUCAAGAGCGAAUCAAUUAAACAAAUAUAAAAUAUGAAAUCAUUUCAUUAAAUUUUUCGCACAAUAAGUCUUUAAAUAAUGCUGUAAUUAUUUAAAUAAAUUUACCCAACCAACAAACUGUAAAAUAAAACCCAAAAGCCAUUAAUAGGGAUGUAAAUUAUGUAAAGUAAUUACCUAUCCCAUUAGCAAAAAAAAAAAAACUAUAAUAGACCGUAAAGGACGUUUUUAAGAUUGAUUUCUUAAUUUUUGGAAGACUUAGGGCCACGAUUUAUAAUACAUAACUUCGAGAUAUAUAAUCAAUAACUACUCUGGACUUAAAGAAACUUUCAGUUCGUAAAAUUUAAGGUCAAAUAAUUCAAGAAAGUAUACUUAUUUAUCAAAAACAAUAUAUAGAAAAAAAAAGAAUUUCCUACUUAUAGAAAGAUUAUAUUGAGUUAUGAAUUUAGGGAAUUACUCAGGGGCCUUACUAACCCAUAAAUUGAUGCGGAAACCAUAAAACGAAGUAAAAAAAAAACAAAGAUAAUAAAAAGAUGAAAAUUCCAGAUUACCCGCAUUUAUAUUAUGGCCGCCUUGGGCCUGCUGCUGCUGGUGGGAGUGCACGGGACAACGAUAAUCAGCAUCAAGUACCCGGAAAAGCCUGCCGAAGUGAUCGUGGAGCCGCAGCCGGCCAAGCGAGAUCUCAGCCUGAGCUACGCUGCCACCAACAUCGACUCCAAGGAGGGGACCCGCGUGAAGACCAUCACGGUGAUCAAGAAUGUGGGCGGCAUUUCUGGGCCUGAAGAAGCUGCGGCGUUGGGAGCGCCCGCCGGCAAACACAGGCAGCAGCCGAAGCUCGUCAUCGAUCCAACUCUGCACAAGAGCGAGGAGUGGGCGACUGCAUUCCGGGAUAACUUUGACUCAUACGGGGCUCUGCCCGAUGUGCCCGACAUAGAUGACCUAUUCGAGUUUGUUAAUCGGAAGAAGCCAGAGGGGGAGAAGAAACAGAAGGCGGCGCCCAGCCAGGAGGAAAAUGUGGCAAAGGAGAUAGAAAAGCCGGCGGAGGAGACCACAACCAAGAAGCCAGCUGCCAGUGAGCAGAGCGAGGGAGGGAUUAGCCCCAGUAGCAACAUCGAUAGCGACGAGGCUGUGGUCGAGAAGAUCAAGGGCGAUGCCGAGCUGUUGCCGCACAUCAAGCAGGCCAAUAUACUGCGCCUCCAGGCGGCACAGGCCCGCUCCGGUAUCCGCACCAAGGAGUCCCUGAUCGCGGUUAACUACUCCACGCCCAUGCACCAGGUGAGCCAGUACUUCGACAACUAUGUCCAGGCGAUGCCCAAUGGCUACGAUUACUCCAAGCCCUGCGGCGUACCACCGGGCGGCAGUAUCCAGGUGACCACGCCUUCGGGCCGUACCUACGACAUCCCGCAGAGCAACAGCAGUGGCACUGGCGGAGGCAAUCAUCCGUACCUGGCUCCAGCGCUCACGAAGAAGACGCAGAUUCCGCCGAUAACGGUGCAACCUCCGGUUCAGCAGCAGGGGCCUCCCAAUUACUCCUCCGUGAACUCUAUAGUGCCGCCCAUUGUGAAACAGCAGCCGCAGGGCAAUGUGAAUCCUCCGCUGCAGCAGCAGCCCCAGCCACAGCAACCUCAGAUAGUGACUCCUCCGAACGGAGGUAUCCUGCCGCCUCUAGGAUCGGGCGGAAUCUCCACCAGCCAGCGUCCCUAUGUGGCGCCCAGGUUGCGCAACAACGGCCUGGGCAUCAGUCGGGCCCCCAGCAGCACUCCGGGACCGAUUCCCGGACAACCCGGCCUCGUGGCCAAUUCCCAGCAGCAACCGAACUUCCGCACCGGCAUUUUUGGCGGCGGCCCAAAUCGUCCCAACACGCUGCGAUCGCGUGGCCUAAAGUACUGAGAACUUAAAACUAGACAUGCGGUCAAAAUAAUAGUUCUCAGAGGAUGAUCGUAAUCCAAAUUGUUGAUCGAAAUAAGCAUUACUGUGUCAUUUUAAAAUAACAGAAUUUAAAAUAUAUAACAAAAGUCUGUAAUCACUUAAUGGCAUUGUCAAAGAACAAUUCAUAAUUUAGGAAUAAAAUAUUUUAAAGAUCAAAAAAAUGUAUAUCUCUUAUAAUAAUAAUAUGAUAUGAUAUAAUUUUGGAUCAAAUUGUUUAUAAGACUAUUUAGUAGUAAACAACACUAAGAAAAGAAAUGAAGAUAUUGUCAUGACAGCAUACAAUUAAGCUGUUCUUUUUAUCCCCUAAAUUGUGUUACCAUGGUUGCUAGCGUGGCUUUCAGACGGAUACAUAUUUUAUUAUUUAGGAAAAAUCAUUAAAUUUAAAUUAAAUAAAUAUACAUAUAGUAAUAUAAUAUUGGCCAGUUGUUUGCAACGCAGUUAUAAAGAAUCUAUAGAGAUUAUUUAGAGAAUUAAAGCAUCAGAAGAGGAUUUGUAGACAGACUAGCUAGUUCUCAAUUCUUAGGCUAUCCUGUUAAAAUGUUUCAUAUAGUCUAUAAUUCGGCUGAAAUAUACCGGCCGAAUAAAAGGUAUUUUUGUUGUAUAUAAAUACAUAUUUUUCUUGGAUUUAGAUAUAUCAACUAUCAAUUUAUUAGUUUGUAUAAGAAUUUGAUUGAUACUUGUCAGCUUACAAAUUUAAAAUUUACUACUACUUUUUUGCCCGGAGCUGUACACUUGGGUAAACCAACCGAAAAACUGUUGUUUCACAAUUUCUUCGCGGGAAUAUUAUUUCUACAUAAUAUUCACUAAUCUAGAAAUGGAAUCUAGAACAAUUCUACUAUCAGAAGCCAUGCUAAA